GUACGAGCAUCCGCAAAAGAAUUGUAUUUUCGAAAAUGUGGAAAAAAAUAGCGGUUUUAGCCAUCUUGGCUUCAGUGCAAUGCAGUCCGGUGCAAGACAGUGGAGUUGCGGAGAAUUUAGUUGGUGCGGUGUCUGAGUGCAUAGACAGCGAUACGUCGUUAUGUCUUAAGGAAAAAGCGUACAAGUUCACCGAACGCUUGGCAGUUUCAAAGAAUCUGGACAUCUUCGAAGGCAUGACCCUGAUUAAUACCGGGUCAGCCAGGUCCGCUAGGAGCUACGAGCCUUUGGCCGAAGAGCCCAAAACUAGGGAAUCCCAACUCGAAGAGAGGAUCGCCGACAACAUCGGAGACUUCUUGGACAAUCACGUACUGCAGUUACGCCUGUCCGAACCUGAUAACGAAUCCAGAGGUUUAGAUGAGGAAGCUCGUGGCAAGAAGAAGAAGAAGAUCAAGCAGCUCCUGCCCAUCCUCCUCCUCUUGAAGCUGAAGCUCGCUGCCUUGAUUCCUCUGUUCCUUGGUAUUAUCGCCUUCGUCGCGGUCAAGGCCGUCUUCCUUGGCAAGAUUGCCUUUGCCAUGAAUGCCUUCAACCUGAUCAGGAAACUUCUUGCCAGCAAGGGUGGUCACUCUUCCCCAAGCACCAGCUAUGGAGUCCCUCAUCAUCACGAAGAGCACCCAGGCUACAACUAUGAACCAGCUCAAGGCUGGAGCCGUCAAGCGGGUGAUGCCUCGUCACUAGCUUAUUCUGGUCAAUUGAACUAGCUCUUAGGAUAAACGAAUUGUAUAAUUGUGUAUUUAUUUGCGUGUUGUGAGAUAUUAUUUAUAUUUAUGUAUUGUUUUAUUUAUUUUCUGAA
This is a messenger RNA of Pectinophora gossypiella (pink bollworm), 850 nucleotides long. RefSeq lists its product as uncharacterized. The transcript has 3 exons. Lineage: Eukaryota; Metazoa; Arthropoda; Insecta; Lepidoptera; Gelechiidae. Bases 36 to 758 code for a protein of 240 amino acids. The record is from RefSeq and is a predicted model, not a curated record.